Molecule: messenger RNA, 1461 nt
Organism: Cucurbitaria berberidis CBS 394.84
Lineage: Eukaryota; Fungi; Ascomycota; Dothideomycetes; Pleosporales; Cucurbitariaceae
Product: putative dibenzothiophene desulfurization enzyme A
Exons: 2
Coding region: 1-1461 (486 amino acids)
Molecular function (GO): monooxygenase activity; oxidoreductase activity, acting on paired donors, with incorporation or reduction of molecular oxygen
Source: RefSeq, a predicted model, not a curated record
AUGACGAAUCAUGUAAAUGACAAUGGUGAUGGGUCUGCGAAGAGACAGAAGAUCUCGCAUGAGAAAUUGAAGAAAUCCAUUCUUUUGAACGGAUUCGAUAUGUUCACGCCCAGUCAUCUGAGCUUCGGGCAAUGGCGAAGACCAGAUGAUCGCUCAAAAGAUAAACGAAGGGACCUCACAUACUGGACAAACCUGGCACAAAUACUGGAACGCGGCGACAUUACGGCACUCUUCCUCGCGGACACAUACGGCCAGCAUGAUGUAUACAAGGGUAACGCUGAGCCAACUUUCAGAACGGCGUGUCAAUAUCCAAUGGGAGAUCCCUCAAUUCCAGUCACCGCGAUGGCCGCCGUAACGAAGAACUUGUCCUUCGCAAUCACUACAAGUACAAGCUACGAAUCUCCCUUCGUAGUCGCAAAGCGCUUCUCCACCUUGGAUCACUUAACCAAAGGAAGGUUCGGGUGGAACAUUGUUACCUCGUUCAAGAAGUCAGGCGCGGCCGCGGUUGGCCUGCCGCUGAUUGAACACGACAAACGCUACGAAAUCGCUGAUGACUAUCUUCGAUGCAUGUACAAGAUCUGGGAGAGUUCCUGGGCAGAUGAUGCUCUGAAAGAAGAUGCUGAGAACGAGGUGUAUGUGGACUUUGAACGCGUCCGGUGGAUCCAGCACGAAACGGGGGUAUACAAGAUCAACGCACCUCACGUCCUAGAUCCUUCACCACAGCGUACUCCAUUCUUGUUUCAAGCUGGAACAUCCUCUGCCGGGAUGACGUUCGCUGCAACGCAUGCUGAGGGCGUGUUCGUAUCAGCCCCUUCGCCUCAUAUUCUUGCACCACGAGUAGCCAACAUCAGAAAGGAAGCCGCAGCACUUGGUCGCGACCCGCAGUCUGUGAAGAUCUUCGCUGUCAUUACACCUGUCAUCGGUCGCACGGACGAAGAAGCACAGAUCAAAUACCAAGAAGCGCUCAAAUACGCCAGCGCAGAGGGAGGUCUGGCUUUCUUUUCAUCUAACGCAGGCAUUGAUCUCAGUCAAUACGAUCUCGACAAGGAGAUUACACCUGAAGACGUUAGCGUUGAUGGUCGCGUACAUUCUUUGGUCAACUCACUCAAGUAUCACGGCAAUGACAUACCGGCUUGGACACCUCGUAACAUCGGGAAAGCUGUCAGUCUCGGUGCGAAUGGACCUGUCCCGGUUGGCACUGCAGCAAAAAUUGCUGAUGUCUUGGAGGAGUGGAUGGAGAUUGCAGACCUAGAUGGUUUCAAUGUGGGAUACGUGACAAGCCCUGGUAGUUUUGAGGAUCUGGUUGACCUUCUAGUUCCUGAACUGAGACUAAGAGGAAGGUACCCUGAAAAGGUGGUGGGGGCGACGUUGAGGGAGAGAGUGUUCGGAGUUGGACAGAGCAAGUUGCGAGAUGAUCACGUGGGAAGUACGUAUAAGUAUGAUAAUUAUCAGAGCACAUAA